Messenger RNA from Aspergillus ochraceoroseus IBT 24754, 818 nucleotides. RefSeq names its product E2 ubiquitin-conjugating protein MMS2. The record is from RefSeq and is a predicted model, not a curated record. Gene Ontology annotation, biological process: protein K63-linked ubiquitination; DNA damage tolerance. Bases 167 to 586 code for a protein of 139 amino acids. The transcript has 5 exons. NCBI's taxonomy places the organism in Eukaryota, Fungi, Ascomycota, Eurotiomycetes, Eurotiales, Aspergillaceae. Gene Ontology annotation, cellular component: nucleus.
CGAAGAAAGCUGCCCCUCUUUUACUAUAACUCAUAACUCAGGAAAUUCCUUUCCACUCUAGAUUACUAUUGACUGUUCUGAGUUCCGUACCCUUUGACUCCCACUACAAAAAUACCCUUUCCAUUCCGUUUGGCUUUUAUUUAUUUUACCUUUUUCACACCUCAUCAUGUCCGCGAAGGUACCCAGAAAUUUUAGGCUUCUGGAGGAGCUGGAAAAGGGUGAGAAGGGCUUGGGUGCAGAGGCUUGCUCCUAUGGUCUGGCAGAUGGCGACGAUAUGAUGAUGAGCAACUGGAACGGAACUGUCCUUGGUCCCCCUCACAGUGUCCAUGAGAAUAGGAUAUACAGUCUCAAUCUUCAUUGCGGUCCCGAUUAUCCCGACUACCCUCCUACACUUCAAUUCGUCUCGCGCAUCAACCUUCCUUGUGUAGACCCCAUAACAGGCAGGGUGGAUCCCUCUAAGUUGCCUUGUCUUGCUCAAUGGAAACGCGAGUAUACUAUGGAGACCAUCUUGAUUGAGCUUAGAAGAUACAUGGCUCUCCCACAACACAAGAAAAUUCCUCAGCCUCAGGAAGGCACCAAUUUUUAAGUCUCCUGAACGAUUUGCAAGCCAAAACGGAGUAUUACGGUCGGUGUUCGCAUCAGGUUUAUUUGCAGUCCUAUUUUCUCAGUUUAUUAGAGCAUUUGUAGUCUAUGCGAAGCCUAGCUGCAAUAUAUGAACAUUUUUGCUUCGUCUCAAAUCCCGUACGCUUUAAGCAAUGAUGCUGGGGGCUUAGAUUAGAAGCUGGUAGUGCCCAGGUGCCUGUCAGUGCAUUCCUAGA